Vespula pensylvanica (western yellowjacket) is the source of this 1777-nucleotide messenger RNA. Its product is annotated as protein SAAL1. The transcript is spliced from 5 exons. The coding region runs from base 459 to 1736 and encodes 425 amino acids. Lineage: Eukaryota; Metazoa; Arthropoda; Insecta; Hymenoptera; Vespidae. The record is from RefSeq and is a predicted model, not a curated record.
CUGGUAGACAGAAAGAAUGAUAUCCUGAUGUUUUCAACUUUUUCCCGACUUAACUGAUAAUCUAGUUUUAUUACGUAUAAUGAUCUAUCAAGGUUCUUGAUACGACAAGUUAACCAACAAUACUGUUCCAAAAUUUCCAUUAGAUUGUUGGGCAUCAUACUGUACAGAACAAAAAUCAUCAACAUAGAUAUAUACAUAUAAUUUUUUUAUUGUAUUUCUUUCUUCUCUUGUUUUUGUUUGUUUGUUUGUUUUUUUUUCUUUUUUACUUCAAUUAUAACUUUGAUCAUGUUUUUACGAAAAAAUAUAAUUUUCAAUGGCGCUGCUAGCAUGGAACUUUAGAACAAUUCUGACGUAUGAAAAUGCGCUUUGAUAUGCAUUGACUUGGAAGAUUAAUUUUUAACAAGAAGUUGUUGAGUUUUAGCUUAUCUUGUGAAACUAUUGAAAUAAUAUUGACAAAUAUGAGCGAAGACGAUUCCUCUGAGAAUAUAUCAGAUACAGAUUAUGUCAAUUAUUCCGUUAUGUUAGAAUCGGGCCAGUUUGACAAUAAAGAAUUAGGUACAAUGAGAGGCGAUAGUAUAGGAGAUACUGUUUAUAGUGCAAAAUGGAUAAUUAAUACGCUUAUCUCUUUAUCAAAGGUUCAAGAUGUUGGUUGGACGCAGAAAUUAGAAAAUGAUUUGUGUAUACUAUGGGAUAUGACAGCUGAGAAGGAUAUAGCCAUGUAUUUAUAUGAAAAUGACUUUCUAAAAAUAGUUGAAGCUUCUUUAGAAACUUCUACUGUACCUAGAUUAACAGAGAUAUUAUUUGGUAUUAUUGGUAAUAUGAGUUGUCAAACAAGUAUAUUACAAUCUAUGGGAAAUAAUAAGCAACUUGUCAAAACAAUCUGGAGAAAUCUUUUAUCAGAUGAUACAGAAUCUUUACUUCAGAUUUUUAGGUUAUUACAAGCAGUGGUUUGGGAUAUUCAAAGAAAUCCUGAAUCCCAAUGGGUAAAAAAUAUUAAAGAGUGUGAUUUUUUUAGCGAAGUUGUGAUUUUUGUAUUAAAUAGUUCUACUAACAAUGAUCUGCUCGUUACAACUUUAGAUUUAUUACUUUCAAUUUCACAACUAAGCGAUACCAACCUUCUGUUAGAAUUAUUUAACAUAGAAAAACUGGUUUCUGCACUUUUAGAGUGUUUUAUGCAAGUUAUUCCGCAACAAAAAUCUCAUUUCACAGAAGCAGAAUUAAAAGUGAUAGAAAAAUGGCUCACUGUAUUGUCUACUGUAGUGAAAUUUGAUCAGAUAACAAAUAAUAAAAAUAGUAAAGACAUUAUGAAAUUAAUGGAAAUUAUAUUUAAGAUAUUACAGCCAUAUAAACAUAAAAGUAAUUUAAUUCCAAUUGACGAGAAUUCUGCUUUGUGUAUUCAGGAAUGUAUUGAAAUAAUAUUAUACAUUCAAAAAACUAAAACAUGUAUUAUACCAGAAAUAAACAGUAUUAUAAUAAACAUCAUCUGCAAACUUAAAUCAGCUGAACAAGAUGAUUUUAAAACUCGUCUGGAUGAUAUAACUAUUGAACUUAUUGACUACUUAGAAAGAUAUUGGGUGGAAAUGUUAGGAAUAUAUACUACUGACCACAUAAAAGAUAUCCUAUGUAUAUGUAAUAAGCAAGUUGCAAAUAGUUUGGUUGAAUUCAUUAAACUACGACCUAAUGUAUCACAGUUUAAAUUAGAGAAGUUAUUAGAAGCAUAUUCUUGCCUCUCGUAAAACAAAUAUAUUAAGCUAAUGAAACAAAUGGAUUUUAUAUA